UGGUGGUACAUUUCGACAGACAACUGCGGAUCAUGAUCAUGUAUGUAUGUUCCUGUGUAUUUUCAGAUUUUAUCAGAUGAUAUUGCCACUUUGCAACAAAAACAUACUGAAACUUUAACAAAAUUGACAGAGACCAAAAGACGUUUCCUUGAUCUCAGUCACAGAGUUUUGAAAGUAUGUACUGUCGGUAUUUGAGAAAUACCGUAACCAUUAAAUUUAUCCACUUAAUUGUAUUGCUCUCUUGCAAUUGACGCCAUCUUGGUUGAUUUUCGUGGCAACUAAAAAUCUAUAUUCUUCAUUCUUUGUCGUAUUGUGCCAGAAAUCGUAAACUAUCCAUUAUACAGUAAGAUGUUUUCAAAACAAACCAAAAAUAUUAAAGUAACUCAACUAUUUCGAUGUAAACGGCUGGACAAAACUUUAAAAUCAACCAAGAUGGCGCCUAAUGACACGUAGUGACGUCAUGUGCAAGCAAAGAAUAUCGCACUGUAUAAUACUGUACAGUACUAUGGUAAUGAAGUUCGUUGCUAAUAAUUUAUUUAUUUACUAACUUUGUCAUGUAGACAUGUAAGACCCAUAGAGCUUUUGCUCCGUUAUGGGCAACAUUGUACUUACAUUUACAGAGUGUUACUCAUUGAACUAUAUAAAUAAACUGGAAGGCUAACUGCUAUGAUGAAGGCCUAUGAUUUGAUGAAGCCAAAAUAGUUUUUCUGAGUUAUGAGCAGAAAUACUUGACCCCAAACGUCGGGCUAUAUAUCAAAUUGAAGCUAUUGGAAAUUGCUAUUUGGUGUGGAAAUUUCAGGACUUCAGCGAAAAGAAAAAUAUUUAAAAAAUACCAAAACAACUGCAAAACGGCAAAUUAUCAGUAAUUAUGUUUGUAGUUUUUCAAUAUUUCCCUUUUAGCUAAAGUCUUGAAAUUUCUACACCAAAUAGCGUUUUUCAAAUAGCUUCAAUUUAAUCUCUUCAACACAAUUAAUCAGUGUUUUCUUGCUCUUACCGCUCAAACUUCGCUCCUUUUAUUUCCGUCCCUGAGUUAGCCUUCCAGUUUAUUUAUAGUUCAAUGGUGUUACUAGCCUAAUUACUGCUGACACUAAAUUACUACUGACACUAAAUUACUACUGACACUAAAUUACUGCUGACACUAAAUUACUACUGACACUAAAUUACUGCUGACACUAAAUUACUGCUGACACUAAAUUACUGCUGACACUAAAUUACUGCUGACACUAAAUUACUACUGACACUAAAUUACUGCUGACACUAAAUUACUACUGACACUAAAUUACUGCGGACACUAAAUUACUGCGGACACUAAAUUACUACUGACAACACAUUUUAACAGAAAGAUUAGACAAAAGAUGACAAAAGAAUGACAUUUUACACAGAUAGUUUUAAACGUUUGUGGAACGUCAAUGUCAUCGAUUUCUUGAGUCACCUGACUAGUAUUCUAUUUAAAGAGAUUAUUUUUGAAUUCGCUAACAGGUGAUAUCAAAACAGGAAGUGAAACGAAAAGGUGGUUGCUCUAUUCAACCUGAUGAAGAAGAUUUAAGGUGAGUUAGCUAUUGAGUUAUAUAUUAUAGCCAUGGAACGUAUUGGUAAAUCACGCACUGUAUAUUAGAAGUAAACUACUGUAAUUUUACAGUGUAUUUGUAAUGAACUACUGAUUACAAAUUUCUCUUUUAAUUCUAUAUAGGAUUCAACUGGAAUCAAAUUUGGCGGCAUUAAAUGCACCAACUCAGUUUAAGGUAUGUAUUAUUUUAAGAUCCGUUGCAUUCGCAAUUUUUGCUGCGAUUUCUAGUGCGAUGUUUUUCUGAUGGAUGUGAACGAGUAGAUUAAGUGAUGAAUGUUCUGAGUAUAUGUACCACUAUCUAAACAUUCAUAACUUAUCCACUCAUUCACAUCCACCAGAAGAAGAAAAUCGCACCUAAAAUCGAAGCAAAAAUUGCAAGUGUAAACGGGCCUUUAAUUAAUGAUAUUUCAAGAUGUGUUUUACUCUUCCGAAUUCAUAAAUUCAAGCCAAUGUGCGUACAUUGGUUGGGCCGAAUUAGCCUUUCUCACGCCGCCAUUUUUGGGUGGCUUUUCAGCCGAAGUCUGCGAGAUAAGUCCACAUAACAUCGAAUAAUCCGUAGGACCUUGGAGAAAUUAUUUAAUUGAUUGUAUCUUGUACGUAGUAACCAAAGGUCACACAUACUGUAGCAACCGCGCGCAUGCAUUCUGAUCGCGAAGCACCCAUCCUUCCAAGUUGAGUUUUGUCCGUUUAUAGCAGCAUUGUAUCAAAUUCUACCAUCUCGUAUAUUUGCAUUUACUGUAUAUAGUACAGUAUAUGGUCAAGUUCUGUGGGACUUAAUUUCGCUUGCAUAUCGCAUGUAUACUUUUCCAUUGUGUAUAUUCAUAUAAGUAGUGUUAUCGAUUGUAGUCGUGUGAACGAAUUACAGUACAGUAAACACUGCCCAUGUUAAAAUUGGAGGCAUUUAAAAUAAAUAUUCUGGCAUUCUUCAGGGUCGUCUGAACGAACUUGUCGCUCAACUUCGGCUACAACAACAGAUGAUCGGCAAUCCCCUCGAUGUUCGUUACUCCAUGGAAAAAUCUAUACAGUCAGACUUGAAACAGGUUGGUGUUGAUUGUAAAAAUGGUAAUUGUUUUUAUAAUCUGCUGGCGUCUGGGUAUGAUGCCACUAGCUGAAAAACAGAACAAUCUUUCGCACACAAAAUUUAAUAACCGCCGCCACGCCAUGAUUCGCGAAGCACUCGCCUUGUUCCUAUAGCCAGUGCGGUUACGACUCGAUACCUCAAUGGGUAGAGGGAUGCUCAAUGGGUAGAGGGAUGCUCAAUGGGUAGAGGGAUGCUCAAUGGGUAGAGGGACGCUCAAUGGGUAGAGGGACGCUCAAUGGGUAGAGAGAUGCUCAAUGGGUAGAGGAAUGCUCAAUGGGUAGAGGGAUGCUCAAUGGGUAGAGGGAUGCUCAAUGGGUAGAGGGAUGCUCAAUGGGUAGAAGGGUGGUCUAGAAACCCGAAGAUGCAAGUUCAAACGCCGCUCGAGACCACGAAUUUUUCGUUGUUUUUUGCUGUGUCAGAAUAAUAUGAAACUAGUUUUUCAUAUCCCUGAGGAUGGUUCGAUAUUUAUCAUUUUUAGACCUACAUGGAGCGAGGGGGAUUCGGCGAAAUGUUACUCGAAGUGAUGAAAUAUCAUCACUGAGGGUAAUAUUUCGCCGAAUCCCCCUAAAUUGGAAACCUCCAAGUUGAGAAUAUUUUGAUUUACGCAAGUAUUUGUCACUUUUCUUCCGAAUCACACAUCGUUUGGAAUAUUGAUGAUAACAUUUUUCAAAAUUUGCUUCAAAAUAAAAAAAGAGCUUUCUUUGAAGUUCAAAAACCCAAUAAUUCAUCACUCCUUAGUAUAUUUUGUCGGCCAUCUUGUUUGCGUGGUCGCCGCGCGUGGUUUACGCGAAUCAUCACCCGGCUGAUAUGAUCAAUUUACCCGGGUGAUAUGAUUGAAAUCACCCACUGCGUCAAAUACGAUGACUAAGGCGUGAUUCGACGAUACAUUUCAUGCUCACGUGGCACAAACUUAGCUUUUUGAUUGGACACUUGAGGUAUAAUAUUUAUAUAAUAUAUUGUAUAUCUAAUCUGAGGUAUUCUACAAUCAGCACUUAGCCAGUCAGAAUUGAGAAUUUUUUCAUGCAAUCAAUUUUUUGUGUUUUCUACUUGCCAGCAUUUGGAAAAACAACAAGAAGGCUUAAUGCAUCUUACUGACGUUAUUCGCAGUGAUUGUGAAGAUUUAAAAUUGAUUCAACAGGGACUGGAAGAACCCACUCCAAGAAGGUGAUAACUUAAAACUUGCCAAGCAAUAUGGUGCUGUAUAUAUUUAUGUUUAUAAUGUAUACUAUGUAGGUUUGGUAUAGAUUACUGCAGGUACACGGUCUUAAGCCUGUUUUCCACUUCGCCCGUACCGUAACGUAGCGAAAACGUUUUUAAAUUUCAAAAUUUCGUGAAUGUUGAUUGGUUAGUACUUCCGUAGUACGCCAAAAAGUUGACUUGCGACGAACUUUUUAUUUUGAUACGCGAAUACACCCGGAAGUACGUGAAUUUAUAAACCUCUUUUCAAUCUGCGCAUGCUCACCGAUACGUUACGGUACGAUACGGGCGAAGUGGAAAACAGGCUUUAGCCUGCCGUCCUGGGGCCGGUUGUAUAAAAUUGUAGACUUCAAUUAGUUAAAAAAUUAACCAAUCAAAAUCGUGCAUUUUUUAGAGUUCACUACUAUUUCACCACUAAAUAGUGGUUACAAAGUAGCUAAGAGUUUUAUACAACCGGCCCCAGCUGUCUUAUGGACGGCCAUCGUAGAAUUUGGACGAUCACUUAAAAAAGACGGGCCUUUGGACUAUUCGAUUAUUAUAUUGACACCUUUUGGACGGCUUCUAAAAAUCUGUAGAUUGUACACGGCAAUACACCGUGCUUGAUGGCUUCGAUUAGUAAAAUAGUGUACGUGGAUCUUCCACAGUAAGUCUAUAUUUUACAAUCUUAUCAUUGUUUUUUUUCCCAUUGUUUGAGAGCUUUUCCUUUUUGUUAUCUCCAUUAAUCACUGACAGUCAAAUUGGAGGCAUUUACAGUAAAAUUUAUUUAUGGAGAGGUCCCAUUACCUAUCCCAAAAUUAAAAUAGAGCAAAUUAAGAAUUUUUCCAUGACAUGGUCGGUCGCUAUUUUCUUGACCUAUAGCUACAAAACCUCUUUUUAGUAUGAUCCCUGCAAUUGAACACCAAAAUGUCAUGCAAGUCUGUAACUGAGUUUUACUGUGACAGGUGACACCGAGAUUCCCGAUGUGCAUAACUUUCUCGAUCGGAUGCGUCAUUCCGUUCUCUUAUAAUAAGCCAUCAGAAAUAUAUGCUUACUUUAGACCUAAUUAGAUCUGGAUUUUUGACGCCCAAAUUCCAGAUCCUGGCUAAGACCAUGUGCGGGUUUGUGGGUAUAUUAGGCUAUUUGUAUCAAUGUAGGUCAUAAUACUGUAUUUAAUUUAAAACAACAGUGAAACAUAACAUAGGAUUUAGUUUAAUUAUAUAAAUAUUGAUAAACACGAACGGUCUGUGUCAGUGUAUAGGUAGUGACAAAAAUACCAGAAAACUGAGGAUUGAGAGGGAUUGAACUUCCUGAAAAAGUUAAACUUCGACGUUUCUAUAGCGAAGGCCCUUGAAUUCCCGUUGAAAUCCUCCUUUUCAUGCUAACAAUGGAGCGAGUUCAAUUUGGCAAAUUUCCAAACAUCACGAGUACUAUUAAUCCCUAUUUGUACGAGCAACAUCGCAUGAUUACCUAUACUAAUAGGAAGAUUGCUUUGACAGCUUUCGUUAACUUAGGAUUAUUUAAUAUUAAGCUAACUGGCUUAAGUCGGUUACAGACGAGCAAGUUUUCUAUGACAAGUUUUUAUAUGGCACGUUUUAUUUGCCACGUCCACGUCUAUAUGUACGACAAAUGUUCUACGACAAGUUUUUGGUUUUCUGACCGCCACAAAAGCUAUAUUACCCAUUACACAAUAGAUCGCUGACCAUGCAACGGCACGCACAUGCUCAGAUUACUUUGACAAGUUUUCUUUGUUAGCCCAUACAUACGAGCAAAAUUUAUGCUUUGACAAUUUUUACUGUGACAGGUACAAUUGUUCAAAAGCUAGCAUGACAAAUGUACUUGUCACAGUAAAAAUUGUCAAAGUUGCGUAUACAGACGAGCAAAUAAAACUUGCCACAUAAAAAACUUGUCAUAGAAAACGUGCUCGUCUGUAACCAGCUUGAGACAACCGGUCCCUGGAAAUGCUACUAUGUAAUACAUGCACUUAGAACUAUCUUGGAAUACAGGAUCAUAUUGACUGCAUGAUAGUCCGAAAAUAAUUUGUUAAUUGUAGUAACUUACACUAUAGUACGUGAAAAAGUCCUAUCAUGCGUGAUGGUCUGAGACGCUAUAUACGUAAUAUAUAGAUCAAUAUCAUCAAUUAGUGAUCAGCACACUAACGUAUAUAUCGCGGUAGAUAUACAUUGUAUAAUAUUUACUAUUACAUUGUGUCGAUAUAAUGACGUGUAAUGCUGUGUAUACAAUUGUAUUGUUGUUAUAGGGAUUCUGACGUUUCGAGGCCGUAACGAUCUUUUGUUAUUUUGCCUCCUCCAGUCCUCCCCUCCUUAAGACGC
Molecule: messenger RNA, 6154 nt
Organism: Paramuricea clavata
Lineage: Eukaryota; Metazoa; Cnidaria; Anthozoa; Malacalcyonacea; Plexauridae
Source: the annotation of a GenBank genome assembly